Molecule: messenger RNA, 1637 nt
Organism: Tripterygium wilfordii
Lineage: Eukaryota; Viridiplantae; Streptophyta; Magnoliopsida; Celastrales; Celastraceae
Product: angio-associated migratory cell protein-like
Exons: 11
Coding region: 210-1385 (391 amino acids)
Molecular function (GO): protein binding
Source: RefSeq, a predicted model, not a curated record
CCUCAAACAUGGUCAAAAUCCAAGUCCUAAUUGCCUUCUCUUUGUUCCGUACUACCGCCGGCCUCUUCUGGCCGACCUUACCGUCAGCAACUCCAUCGUCCUCAGCUUCGACCAAACUCUCUUUCGAUUUCUCUUUCACCGGCAAGUCUGAACUCGUCAAUUCAAUCAAAAGUUAGCCCCUUUCGCAUCUCUGGACCGAAGAAAAGACUAUGAACAAUCCAGGUCACCACGACGAAGACGAUGAAGGCGACCUCUUCCUCGACGAUUCCGAUAUCAUCCACGAAGUUACUGUCGAUGAAGAAGAUCUUCCUGACGUAGAUGACGACGGUGGCUUUGAUGCUGAAGAUUUGGAGGAAGCUGAUGAUUCAAUGCACAUAUUCACUGGCCAUACUGGUGAAGUCUAUACAGUUGUCUGCAGCCCAACAGAUGCCACAUUAGUGGCAACGGGUGGUGGGGAUGACCUAGGCUUUCUCUGGAGAAUUGGUGAAGGAAAUUGGGCUUCAGAGCUUCAAGGCCAUAAGGAUUCUGUCUCCAGUUUGGCCUUUAGCACUGAUGGGCUGUUGCUUGCAUCUGGAGGGUUGGAUGGGCUUAUUCAAGUUUGGGACACAGGGUCAGGAAAUGUCAAAUGUGCCCUUGAAGGUCCUCAAGGGGGCAUUGAGUGGGUGAGGUGGCAUCCAAGGGGACAUCUAGUCUUGGCCGGUUCUGAAGAUUCCACUGUGUGGAUGUGGAAUGCUGAUAAUGGUGCUUAUCUUAAUAUGUUUUCUGGUCAUGCUAGUAGUGUGACUUGUGGUGACUUUACCCCUGAUGGUAAAAUAAUUUGUACUGGUUCGGAUGAUGCAUCUUUGAGAAUAUGGAAUCCAAAAACUGCCGAAAGCAUUCAUAUUGUAAGAGGUCAUCCCUAUCACACUGAAGGUGUGACAUGUGUAGAAGUAAGCUCUGAUUCAGCACUAGCUAUUACUGGUUCAAAGGAUGGUUCUGUCCACAUUGUGAAUAUAACGAGUGGGAAGGUUGUUGGAUCUCUUGCUUCUCACUCAGAUUCAAUUGAAUGUGUUGGGCUUGCCCCAAGUUCACCGUGGGCAGCAACUGGAAGUAUGGAUCAGAAGCUUAUAAUAUGGGAUUUGCAUCAUUCAUUACCUCGCUGUACUUGUGACCACAAGGAUGGUGUGACAUGCUUGACAUGGCUUGGUGCAUCUAGGUACCUGGCUACAGGUUGUGCGGAUGGGAAAGUGAGGUUAUGGGAUAGUCUCUCGGGCGAUUGUGUGAAAACUUUUCAUGGGCAUUCUGAUGCCAUUCUGUCUCUCUCCAUGUCUUCUAAUCGUGAUUUCCUCGUCUCCGUUUCAGCCGAUGGAACUUCUCGUGUGUUUGAGAUUGUCGAGUUUCGGUAAAACAAUGUGUCAUGAAUUGCAUUUUUGAAGGGCUAGAAUGCAACUUUUUUGUGAAUAUAACGGCUUUGAUAGGGGCCAAGUGGAAGCCAUGUAAAUUAAAAAAUGUUAGAUUUGAGUACAAUUAGAAUUUGUCUCUGUCUGUCUAUGUUAAUUGCGUGCCUUGCUUCUCCCUAUGAAUUAGAAUUGUAGUUGUCUUUCUGUUUAUGAAGAUUAGAAUAAUAAUUACACUUAUAAACAUAGCGUUUCCUUUUC